AUGAUCCUUCCGCUUCUUUUCGUGAGUUUCCUCGUUUCUUCUUGCCUGGAUAGAAAACUUUUUGUAGUUUUGCCUAAUAUUCGAACUUUUUCGUCGCUGUGAAGAAGACUUUAAAAUGUUCAUCGUAAUUGAAAAUCCGCUAUAACAUUAUUUCCCUUUUCCUGAAGAAAAUAAUCAGUUUGACAUUUUUUUUUUUGCGAUUUCUUGCUGAAAGCUCGAUUGAUCAUAGAGAAAUUUAGAAUAAUCAUGACAAGAGAAAAACAGGUAGGUUUUUCAAAAUCAAGAUCCCAGUCAAGAUGGUCAAAAUUUAUUUUUUUAUUAUGAACAAUAUUAUCAGGAAUUUUCCAAGAGCAUACAGUUUUUAACCGAUUUUUACAAUGAAAAGAGCUAUUUCGAAUAUUUUCCAGUUGAUUUCAAAUGAAAAUCAACGAAAGAUAAGUUCCUUUCCAUUCUAAAAACUUCAUUGUUUCAAAUUCACAGAAAAGUUUUUUGAACACGAUGUGUAAAUCAUAGAUGCUUGUUUCCUUUGCUGGAGCUCAAUACAUGAUGGGCGGCUUUGGAAGGCCCUGUGGCGGCUGUCCUCCUCCGAUGUGCCAGCCUAGACCAAGUUGUGGAGCGCCGCCGAUUCCGAUGUGUCCACCUCCUGCUCCUUGUCCUCCACAGUAAAAUCAUUCCUUCUAGUUUAUCAACUUUCUCAAAAAAAUUCAGAUUCUGUCCGCCCCCACCGAUCUGUCCGCCACCACCUCCCCCGCCGAUGCCGCUUCCCUUGCCCCCCACCCCCCACCUAGACCUUCGUGUCCGUGCAUGGGGCGCACUUUCAUGCCUCUACCUUACCAGCCUCAAGUCUAUCAGCCAGCAAUGUACCAGCCUGUGUAUCAGCCGAUGCCCGUACCUGUCCCAAGCUCCGGAGGUUGCGGAGGCGGCGCGGUGGUUCCUGUUCCCAGAAUACCAGCUCAGGUAAACCAAACAUCACGAACUCAUUGAUUUCAAGUAUCCCUUUUAGAACGAUUGCUGUUGUGGAUGUUCAUCUCCUUGCAAGUACAAAAGCGUGCGACGAGCUGCUUUUGCGGCAAAAACUGUGGAUCCUUCCUGCAAUAACUCAGAGUUGAGAAACAUCAUUCUUGAUGUGAGUCACUCAUUCAAAGAUCGCGUGGUCGAGACUCUAUUUUAGAACAUUAGCGACGACGCUUCGGAAUCGAAAAGAGCAAUCCAAAAGGCCGCCGAAGAAACACUAGGAACCGAAGUUAAUGUCGUUUGCGGCCGUGGAGAGUUCAGCUACAUUGCUCAUACGGAAUCCUUCUGUCAGACUUCGAAAGAAGACGUCACAUGUUAUGCAUUCAAACCUUUAUGA
Messenger RNA from Caenorhabditis auriculariae, 1351 nucleotides. The record is from the annotation of a GenBank genome assembly. NCBI's taxonomy places the organism in Eukaryota, Metazoa, Nematoda, Chromadorea, Rhabditida, Rhabditidae.